This is a messenger RNA of Brenthis ino (lesser marbled fritillary), 390 nucleotides long. Lineage: Eukaryota; Metazoa; Arthropoda; Insecta; Lepidoptera; Nymphalidae. The record is from the annotation of a GenBank genome assembly.
AUGCAAAGCGCACGUUCACCAUAUUACAUCACACCCUCAAAACUUCAUUUUUGCGAAGAGUACACUUAUUUUAGAAGCGAAUCUUUUUACCGCAAUGGUUGGCAAUUCUGGAGAUACAGCUGUUCAUGUUUGGAAAGUAAAAAUUGUGAAGCUCACGUCUAUAUCCAUAAGGAUGAAAUUAUCAUUACUGAUACGGCGCAUAAUCAUUCUCCAUUAGGAUAUAAGUGGCAAAGUUCCUACAAUUGGCUUCCGGAAGCAAAGUGUUACUCUAUAAAAAGUACACAUUCUCCAGAAGUGGAAAGGUCCGGGGUGGAGGAUCUAGAUUUACAUGUUCCAGUUCGCAUAGCAAGAAUUGCAAAGCUCACGUUCAUGUCAGCAAAGAUAAUCAUA